UUGACACUGAGUCCUCGUAUUAUUUUCCUAAAAUUUGACAGUUCGAGUUUGUUAUUCGACGAGAGAAGCCGGUAUCGACUGGUACUCUGAGAAGUGUUGUCGAGUUGCAACAGCAAGACUGCAAGAAUCACGAUUUCAUACUAGUGUAUACUUAAGCUGAGUGGGUGGAUUCCUCAUUGUGCAGCUUAUUAACAGUACAGAUUCUAGUUCUCUACAAGGUCUUCAAUUUUGAAAACUUGGAUCGUUUGGAGAAAUACCGUCAUGUGUCGCCCAGAAACCCGGCACACACCUGUUGGGUGGUUGUACUUCCUGGCAGUGAUAUGCGUGACAGCACCGUUCGUCGUAUCCCAUGAAGCGGAAAUGCAUGGCUGGGAUUCUUCGCAAGGAAAGAGAGCCGAUGCCCUUGAUUCUCUGUUUUCAAAUUUAGAAAUUGAAAAGCUUCAAGCGCUUCUUAAAAACAUCCCACCUGCUGAGCUGCGGAAAGUGGCCAGCCAAGUUGUUGGCGACAUCAGUGCAAGCCAACCCACAGAGCUGGAAAAGAGAAGAUCUAUUCUUAAGGCAAUCAAGGAAAAGGGUCUGCUUGAAUCUUGGAAGGAAGAUCUAGAAAGCUUAAUUUUCGACGACAACGCCCUUCCAACAGAUGACUCUGAUGACAAGGCAAAGAAGUUCCAGAAUAACUUGAAAUGCAACGAGAAACAUGGAGAUGGGCCUUCCGUUCCUCAUGAACACCACCAUGACAUGCCAGAAGGUCCUAUGUCGAAAAAUAUUAAAGAAUCCGUCGAUCAGUUAUUAGGCCUUUCAGAAUCCAAUGGAACACCCUCCUCUAGCAACCAGGAACAUAUUCUUAGAAAUGAUGCGGAAUAUCUGUUACAAGUGGCAGAGGAUGAACUUGAUGAACCAGAAGAGAAGCUUCUGCCUCCGAAACACGAUCCUAAACCUUAUCAAACCAGCAAGAAAUCCUCUUCUUCAGAAAAAAGAAAAGAAUCCAACAAGAAACCAUACAAGAAGGAAGAACCACUUGACGCCCUGGUUGGCAUGGCCAAAAAGUUGUUGGGACAGGAAGGAAAUAAUCCAACUCUAGACAUCGUUGCAAACAUGGCAUCUGCAUACAUUAAGAAUAUGGACAACUCUGGGAAAAAGAAGAAUGCAAAUAGUGGUCCUGAUCUGAGUGCGAUGCUGCAAAUGGCCUCUCUUUUCAGCGGUGGUAAUGCCGGUCAAGACAAUCCUCUGCAAUCCAUUAUGUCUUUAUUAGGUAACUCAGGCAUGGACAUGAACCAGCUUCUUCAAAUGGGCUCGGCAUUUAUGGGAAAUGGCUUGGAGGCUCCAGCUAGCCGAAAAAGCAAGUCUUCCAAUCCCUUUGCAGAAAUGCUCAUUCGCAUCGUAGCUAACUUUCUCAACAUGGAUUCUGUCGUUUUGCUGGAUUACUACACCGGAUUGACUAAAUUGACUGAAGCCAAAAGCUGGAAUGAAAUCAACGCUAUUCUACGUAAAACCACUGGAAUGGAUGUUGAAACCACAUUGGAUUUGUUGAUGAAUGACGAUGUCCGCCAACAGUUGUCUGACAGCGCCACAUCUUCAUUGGCACACUGGCUCCAAGAAUUCUUGGACCCUGACAGUUUCCAGAGUAAAAUCACCUAUCUCAAUGCCUUUGCGUUCCAGAACAAGUAUCCACUUGUUGAUUCCAAGAAUUUCGUCGAAUCACUAUCUGUGUUAGUGGAACGGCUUUCUGAAGAUUACUUAAACGCCAAGAUCAAUUUGAGACCGUACUUGAAGCAAUCUGAAAAGCAAAUCAAUGCCUUGUUGCACGUUGACGGAUCCGAACGCUUGGACUUCCGCAAACUAAGCGAAAAUGAAUUAGCUUUGAUCAUCCGAAAUACGAUGAAAAACGAAGUAUUUGAUCCUCUAGCGGAACUUUGGACUGACUUCAGGUAUGCAACACGUUUUCCAAAAUGCGCUCGCACCAUUGUUUGCCUACGAAAUGCUCCAUCAAACUCUGCCCGAAGUUCGCAGGGGCUUAAACAAGGAGUCACUCGUGCUAUGAGUACCGUUGUUGUCUGGGCGCUGAGCAAAACCAACAACAGGGGUAUGCCACCAUUUGAUGUUCUGUACAAAGCCGCGUUUGAUGGUACUACAGAUUGCGAGACCAAAUAUCGAGAAAACUGUAAUCAGAUUCUGAACGGACCUCUUCCGUCUAUGCGGUUGGACUAUGAGCAUCACGAACUUUGAUUCCAUAGUCUUCGUCUGUAAAUUCUCCUACUAUAUGUCUAAUCGUGUCUCGAGUUUUUAGUUUGAUUUUCUUGAUCUAAGAAUUUGUAUUGCUGCUGAUGUUAGUGUUCAUUUAGUCAAGAUUUUGCUAAUAUUAUUUUUAGUUUAGUUCUAACCCUACAAUCUUUUGGAAAUUUACUGGUUAAUAUAUUGCGUGUAAAUUUAGUUUAAUUUUGAACUACACAUGCUGUUUAAACACA
Messenger RNA from Daphnia pulicaria, 2465 nucleotides. RefSeq lists its product as uncharacterized. The transcript is spliced from 6 exons. The coding region runs from base 262 to 2226 and encodes 654 amino acids. Lineage: Eukaryota; Metazoa; Arthropoda; Branchiopoda; Diplostraca; Daphniidae. The record is from RefSeq and is a predicted model, not a curated record.